Messenger RNA from Cucurbitaria berberidis CBS 394.84, 879 nucleotides. RefSeq lists its product as uncharacterized. Lineage: Eukaryota; Fungi; Ascomycota; Dothideomycetes; Pleosporales; Cucurbitariaceae. The record is from RefSeq and is a predicted model, not a curated record. Bases 1 to 879 code for a protein of 292 amino acids. The transcript is spliced from 2 exons.
AUGCCCGCCGUCUCGCAGGGCUUCGACCGUUUCCUACAUCAGCAAUCCCUCCGGCUGCCCUCCUCACUCCGAGCCGCCAUCUUUGGAGCCCGAGAGCAGUUCUUCCACCCAAACGCAAUUCGGAGCUCCCGAUCCUUCACAUCCUCGGGCGUACGCAGAUACCAGUACCAAUACCAAAGCGCUCUCAAUCAAAAGCCGAGCGUCUUUGUAAACAAUGACCCAGUGCUCCGACAGGUCGUCCAAACCCGACAGCCCGUCCUGAUCUACCAGGCGCCGAAAAGUAGAUGGUACUACGCCAAGGUCUAUGGCGUUGCUGCACUAUGGAUAGGCGUUGGCGCGUACGCAAUAAAGUUCAACGACGACAUCAAGGAGAGGGACCUGGCCUUCUUCGUGCGGCCGACGUAUGUUGUCGUAGGACUAAGCUUCAUCGCCAUUGGCUGCUAUGUCUGUACCGCGCCUACCAACCGCAUGCGCGCCCUCGAGGUCAUGCCGAGUCUGCAGGGCGGUCCAAUGCAGUUACGCAUGACGGUCAGAGCGGCACCGUGGACGAGGGAACGGACUAUAUACUCUAAUCUUGGGGGGGCGACAAUAAGCGAGAAGACGGAGCCCAUGGUGCAGGAAUUGUUAGAGGCGGAAAGAUCAAGGCGCCAAAGCGUGUUUGUGGACCUGGACCACUUGUCUGUUAUGGGUCGCGUCUGGGAAGGAUCUGCGCGCUGGGUGCACCAGAAAUGGACAAACUUCUUCCUCCGAUUCAAAUUUGCCGUCUUGAGGUUCGGCAUCGCGAAGGUUGAGGUACAAGGAGAGAAGUGGAAGAUUGAUUGCUCUGGGUGGUUGUUGGAAAAUGGCAAAGCGAUCGAUCGCAUCAUCCCUGAGGAGUAG